Messenger RNA from Branchiostoma belcheri (Belcher's lancelet), 1015 nucleotides. RefSeq lists its product as uncharacterized. Lineage: Eukaryota; Metazoa; Chordata; Leptocardii; Amphioxiformes; Branchiostomatidae. The record is from RefSeq and is a predicted model, not a curated record. The transcript has 5 exons. The coding region runs from base 1 to 984 and encodes 327 amino acids.
AUGUCGACACUUCGAAAAGUGAAGACCGAGUACGACUUGAGUACUAUUGGGAGUCAGUUUGAGAGUCAUCAGGGAGGAGGUGACUUGAGCUUGCUGGGAAAACUGACCCAUGAGUGUGAUGAGGGGACGUUGAAGCCCGGGCAACACGGCGAUGCAGCAAGCUCGUUUAGCGAAUCAGUUAACGUGAGCAGUCUGGUCCAGGGGUACGAGGCCCUGGCCAGCCGGUCUAACGGAGACAGCGGUGUGGCACCCUCACAUGCACUGCCGGGUGACGACAGAGUUCUGAUCAGCCUCCGAGCUUCUGUUCGAAAGAUCAAGGCAGAGUUGGAACAGCUGACAGAACAGACCGAGUCCGUCCCCUCAGCUAGCGGUGUGGUUACCGGUACACCCCCGCCUAAACCACCCAGACUUCACCAUGGAGACGGUGUGGUUACAGGUACAUCACCGCCUAAACCACCCAGGCUUCACCAUGGAGACGACACAGACAAGACCACCGACAACACUCCUGUCCCUCCGACAAAGCCUGCCAGGUGUAAGGACUUUGUGCUGUACCGAAACAGGCUGGGACAGUUCGAGUUCCUGCUCCUCGCUACUGAGGUCCCGGAGAAGCCGUUUGGUGCUACAGAGGAGACCUUGCGCAAAAUCCACGUGGUGUGCCAAGCAGCAGGCAGCAUCGGACCCCUUCCAGUCGGCCGACUGGUUGCCAUGAACUUCCUCCCUGUACACGGGAAGACGACGCCAGAAUUGUACGAUAUCUUGAACAGAUCAGCGGAGUCUGUUCGGCUGAAGAUCCAGCCACUGGACUUCCCACUCGCCACGCUGCAGGGCCUGAUCAGCGAACAGGAGAUUCCCAGUGAGGAGGAGACACAGGAGAACGGCGCCAGUCAGCCACAGACUCACCCUGUCAAGAAGCUGGCGAAACGUCGGCUGUGGGGAUCCUUCCUGUCACGCUGCCGCAAGGCUCUCUGUUCGUGUUGGCGCUGAACUUCUAACACAGACAGUUUCUAUUUUGAUA